Arachis ipaensis is the source of this 453-nucleotide messenger RNA. NCBI's taxonomy places the organism in Eukaryota, Viridiplantae, Streptophyta, Magnoliopsida, Fabales, Fabaceae. The record is from RefSeq and is a predicted model, not a curated record.
AUGGCCAACGACGGAGCUUCAUCCAGCACACGACGCAUUCCACUGCCGCCAACCGUGAAAUGCGUGGAAGCUGCAGAGGAGAGGGACGAGAUUGCUCCAACAUGUAGAUGCGGGGUGUACGCCAUAUUGUACAAAUCGAGGACGACGACGAACCCUAAUAGAUUGUUCUUUGGAUAUCCAUUCUUUAAGGUAUCUGAAAAAUCCAGUCACUGCAAGUUCUUCUUAUGGUUGGAUGACCAUGUUUCAACAAUAAGAGUCCUUGAGAAGUUUAUUACAGAGAACGAGGUUGAUGAUCUGAAAGUGUAUCUUGGGAAGAAGGUAGUGGAACAGAAACUGAUUGAUUUGGAGAAGAAGGUAUUGCAUCUAGAGAGGAAGAAGAAUGUUAAUCUGUAUUUGAUUAUUCUUGCAGUGGUUUCUGUAAUUUUUGCUUCUGUUAUUGCCAAACUUGGCUGA